Molecule: messenger RNA, 1578 nt
Organism: Phascolarctos cinereus (koala)
Lineage: Eukaryota; Metazoa; Chordata; Mammalia; Diprotodontia; Phascolarctidae
Gene: CNPY3
Product: canopy FGF signaling regulator 3
Source: RefSeq, a predicted model, not a curated record
GACGGGAGGUGAAGGCUGCUGGGCAAAGAAGGAGGGAAGGAAGAAGAGUGAGGGGCUCGCCGUUGCCGUGGUGACGCCCAGGCACGUGUGCAGUCCCGGAAGUGGCUCCAGGAAGCGGCCGCACGGUGGGGGGGGAGGAAGUGCCGGCCCGGCCCGGCCAUGGAGCGGCCGCUGCCGCCGCCGCCGCUGCCCGCGCCCCGGUCCCGGCCCCGCCGCCUCCUCCUCCUCCUCCUCCUCCUGCUGCUGCUGCUGCUGCUGCUGCUCCCGGCCUCCGAGCUGGGCGCCUCGGCUGAAGAGGCCGAUUGGGUCCGACUGCCCAGCAAGUGCGAGGUGUGCAAGUAUGUAGCUGUGGAACUGAAGUCAGCUUUUGAGGAAACAGGCAAGACCAAGGAAGUGCUGGACACAGGCUAUGGCAUCCUAGACCAGAAAGCCUCCAGAGUCAAAUAUACCAAAUCGGAUCUUCGGUUAAUUGAAGUAACUGAGACCAUCUGCAAGAGACUUCUGGACUAUAGCUUGCAUAAGGAAAGGAGUGGCAGCAACCGGUUUGCUAAGGGCAUGUCUGAGACUUUUGAAACACUUCACAACCUAGUCCACAAAGGGGUGAAGGUGGUGAUGGACAUUCCCUAUGAACUGUGGAAUGAGACUUCGGCUGAGGUAGCUGACCUUAAAAAGCAGUGCGAUGUGCUGGUGGAGGAAUUUGAGGAAGUGAUUGAGGACUGGUAUCGGAACCACCAGGAAGAAGACCUAACCUCUUUUCUCUGCGCCAAUCAUGUGCUAAAGGGGAAAGAUACAAGUUGCCUGACAGAGCAAUGGAUCAACAAGAAAGGGGACACAGCAGCCCUGGGAGGGAAGAAAGCCAAGAAAAAGGGGGGCAAAGGCAAGGUGUCCAACAAGAAGAACAGCAAGCAGAGGAAGGAUCCAAGAAACCUAGAUGAGGACCCUCAUCCCGAGGAGGAUGAGGGCGUCCAGAAAGCCACCCCUCUUACACACAGCCCCACCGAUGAACUGUAGAAUCCAACCAUGCACCCCACCUACUGCCCCAGGGGUGCAGAGGGAAGCCCUUGGCUGAGGGAGAAUCUUAUUUUCUCUUGUGCCUCUGGCAGACAAGGAUGGACUCCCCGGCUGUGGGGGUUCACUGCACCCCCUGCUGUGCCCUUGUCUCGCUGAGGAUUACAAAGCCUGCCCUUCCUUUUCCCUUCCUGGCAGCUGCUUCUCCCCUGGGCUUGGAAGAAGAGCUGUGUGGUGGCCCCAGAGCUAAAAACUGCAUUGUAAACCUUCGAGGGAUGGGUCUGAGCAUUGCCGAGCCCUCAGGGAGGACUCCAUCCCUCAUUGUCCCAUUGGUGCACCCCCACCUUCUUCCAGUGGGGGUGGUUCAGCAGCACCACUCCCCCUGCAUCAGAAACACCUCUCUCCUGGCCCCAGUCCUACCAGGAAGGCCUUCCUCACCCUAGUCCUGGUUGAGGCCGUCUUCCCCAGGGCUCUAGCCUCCCCCCCCCAGCCAUGUGAUGCCCAGUCUCUACCCCUCCCCAACCCAUUUUACUGCACAAUGUGCAGAGUAAAAAAUAUUUGGCCUUUUUA